AUGCUGGUAAUUUACAUCACGUUCCUUCGCUUCAUGGUCGUGAUGCGUCCGUUGCGAUAUGCCUCAUCCCACCAAUCGGCCCGAUCUAAAAGAGCGAGUUUGAAGCAGCGAAGAGCAUCGAUGGUGACGGAACUCGAUUCCAUUGCUGGAUCGCAGAAAGGCAGGACCAGUCUAAAAACAAGCACCACCAAGGAACAAUUACCGCUUCGUGAAUACUUCCGAUCUUGUCUUCUACCAGGGAUGGUGAUUUUUCUUUGCUUUGCGGUCAACAUCCUGUGUAUUUCGAAUUUACCGUGGAACGCUGUUUCGACACGGAACACGGCGUCGAAGCCUCCUGCCCAGCUCCCACCAGUAUUCCGGCACUCGUUUACACGAUACAAGGCGAUUCUGAUGACGUUGACGCAGACGGUCGGUCCUGUCGCCACCAUCCUGAUACUCAGUGUCCUUACCGAAUAUCGCGUCCACCGGAGUCUGAGAAGCGGAGAAAGGUGA
This is a messenger RNA of Ostertagia ostertagi, 492 nucleotides long. NCBI's taxonomy places the organism in Eukaryota, Metazoa, Nematoda, Chromadorea, Rhabditida, Trichostrongylidae. The record is from the annotation of a GenBank genome assembly.